Messenger RNA from Octopus sinensis (East Asian common octopus), 1706 nucleotides. RefSeq names its product sperm-tail PG-rich repeat-containing protein 2-like. NCBI's taxonomy places the organism in Eukaryota, Metazoa, Mollusca, Cephalopoda, Octopoda, Octopodidae. The record is from RefSeq and is a predicted model, not a curated record. The transcript has 8 exons. Bases 1 to 1122 code for a protein of 373 amino acids.
AUGUUCUCAUUCCCAUACCGUUUCUUUGACAACUCAUAUAAAGGAUGUCAUUUUGGUAACUACACCAGCAGCAGAGGGUUCUACAGCAUUAGCAAAGUCCCCGGUCCUGGGGAAUACAACAUCACAUGUGCACCUUCAAAAAAGGCUGAGAACAUCAACACCAAGCAGACUGCCGUCGUCAGGUAUGAAGCUCAGAUCCCACGGUACCUGGAUGCCAUUGUGAAGAAGGAGACGAAACUGAGUACCCCAGGACCAGCUGAGUACAUCAUGAAAAGCCAGUUUGAUUCAGCCGUGAAACCGGAGACACCGUUUACAGAACAUCCACCAUUCUAUAGUCAAGCCAAGCGCUUCACUAAACACGUGAACACGAAUCCUGCUCCAGGACUUUACAACGAUCCCAGAUGUGCACUUGAAAGAAUCAAAAAGGCCUCUUGCAUGAAGAUGAGCCCCUUUGGUCAAACCUCUGUUCGGUUCCAGAAUGACAUAGAUGCUAAACUGCUCCCUGGUCCUGGUCAAUACAACAUAGACAGCUUUGGAUCAGAAAUUGUGAAAAAAGCCUAUUUGGAGAGUACAAGGCGUGGCAUAUUUGGUUCGUCAGCGCCACGGAACAUGACGGUCGUCAACAAAGACACGGAACAUAAUCCUGGGCCGUCACAUUACAAUGUGAAAGAGAAACCGUUUGAUGCUGCUAACGCAAAACCAUCCUCAUUCUUUGCCUCCACUACAAAACGUCAUGACAAGCCGACACCCAGUGGGGAUGUCCCGGGCCCUGAUUCCUAUGAUGUAUCCAAUGCAUUUGAAAAAUCUCAAAUUCACCCAGCGAGGGCAAAACCCAGAAGCUCACAGAGUGGGUUUCUCUCACGAUCGGCACGUUUUCGUAAUGGGCAAGAUUUUCAGUGUCAAGCAGAGAAGAAAAUGGUACCCGGCCCUGGAAGCUAUGACAUCAAGUCAAAUAUAACUCUAUCCCAGAAGCAAUCUUUGGGAAAAUCUGAACGUUUCCAGCCUGCAAUCUUUAAUGAUGUACCUGGCCCAGGUGCAUAUGAGCUGUCACCAAUGUUUGCUGACACCCUGGUCAAAGGGACGUUUAAUGUGAAUCUCGCACGUUCAUGCGAGAUAGAGUAGACGCAGAGCAUGACUGGUUUGAAGCAGAAGUGGAGCUGAAAGUCUUGUUGAAGAUGUCACAGAAGAAGAUUACUGAUCUACUUUACAUCUGUGUAUAGAGAUAUAUAUUUAAUAAGUUUGUUUGUGCACGUGUGUAUGUAUAUAUAUAAAUAUAUACACAUACACACAUGUAUGUUUGUGUGUAUAUAUAUAUAUAUGUGUUUCUCUGUGUGUGUGUGUGUUUAUAUAUAUGCAUUUAUGUGUGUAUAUAUAUAUACAUGUAUGUAUGUGUGGGUGUGUAUAUAUAUGUGUGUAUAUAUGUGUGUUUAUGUAUCAGUUCAUGCACUUCCCUAACAGUUCCUGAGUGACCCGGUGUGUAAUUGAAAACCCAUCAAAAUCUUUAAAUGCUCUUUACACAAGCUCCGUUAUCCAACUAUACCAGCAUCAACACCACAACACCUCAAAUUUAUUGCUAGUUUUGUCCUUGUAUUUUAUUUAUUUUAUUUUUUUUGUUUUUCAAUUUUAUAAUUGCAGGGAUGGAGAUGCUGUUGUUUUGUAUGAGUUUCUUAUUUUUCCUUUAUUCAGAAAUAAAAAUAUUGUUAUUA